This is a messenger RNA of Nycticebus coucang (slow loris), 8731 nucleotides long. It is a transcript of the gene RALGAPB, whose product is annotated as Ral GTPase activating protein non-catalytic subunit beta. Gene Ontology annotation, biological process: activation of GTPase activity; regulation of small GTPase mediated signal transduction. Gene Ontology annotation, molecular function: GTPase activator activity. Bases 291 to 4814 code for a protein of 1507 amino acids. NCBI's taxonomy places the organism in Eukaryota, Metazoa, Chordata, Mammalia, Primates, Lorisidae. The record is from RefSeq and is a predicted model, not a curated record. The transcript is spliced from 31 exons.
UUAUUUGACGCCGCCGCCCCUGGCAGUCGGAAGUUGCUUGAGUGGAUCUCAGCCGGCCGGCCCGACUGGCCUUCGUCAUCCCCCGGCGCCCUGGGGGAGUCGCGGACGGGUGGACAGACCGACCGCCUGAGGACGGCCGGCCCGGACGGUGAAAGCGCCGGACCUAUGGCGCGGGUCGCGUGAGGCCGAAGGCCAAGUGCGGCCGGCGGCGGCAGCGGUGGCGCCCGCCCCAGCGAUGCGGGCCCCGCCCGUCGCCUCAGGUGCCAUUUGGAUAGUACUUUAGCGGCACAAUGUACUCUGAGUGGAGGUCACUGCAUUUGGUGAUUCAGAAUGAUCAGGGCCAUACCAGUGUGCUGCACAGCUAUCCAGAGAGUGUCGGGCGAGAGGUGGCAAAUGCUGUGGUCCGUCCUCUUGGGCAGGCAUUAGGUACCCCUUCAGUGGCUGGCAGUGAGAGUUUGUUAAAAACUGACAAAGAAGUAAAAUGGACUAUGGAAGUAAUUUGCUAUGGACUGACUCUUCCGUUGGAUGGAGAGACUGUAAAAUACUGUGUUGAUGUAUACACAGACUGGAUUAUGGCGUUAGUGUUGCCGAAAGAUUCUAUUCCAUUGCCAGUUAUUAAAGAACCUAAUCUAUAUGUUCAAAGUAUACUAAAACACCUGCAAAAUCUUUUUGUACCAAGGCAGGAACAGGGUUCCAGUCAGAUCCGACUAUGCUUACAGGUCCUGAGAGCCAUUCAGAAACUGGCCCGUGAGUCAUCUAUCAUGGCCCGAGAAACCUGGGAAGUCUUACUGUUGUUUCUUCUGCAGAUUAAUGACAUACUUCUGGCCCCACCAACUGUUCAAGGUGGCAUUGCUGAGAAUCUAGCAGAGAAGUUGAUUGGUGUUCUCUUUGAGGUGUGGUUACUAGCGUGUACUCGGUGCUUCCCAACACCUCCUUACUGGAAAACAGCCAAGGAAAUGGUGGCUAACUGGAGGCACCACCCGGCAGUUGUGGAGCAGUGGAGCAAGGUCAUCUGUGCUCUCACUUCCAGAUUGCUGCGUUUUACAUAUGGUCCUUCAUUUCCUCCAUUUAAAGUUCCCGAUGAAGAUGCCAGUCUAAUACCUCCAGAAAUGGAUAAUGAGUGUGUUGCACAGACUUGGUUUCGCUUUUUACAUAUGUUAAGUAAUCCUGUGGAUUUGAGUAAUCCAGCUAUUAUAAGCUCUACCCCCAAAUUUCAGGAACAGUUCUUGAAUGUGAGCGGAAUGCCGCAAGAAUUGAAUCAGUAUCCCUGCCUUAAACAUCUGCCUCAAAUAUUUUUUCGUGCCAUGCGUGGAAUCAGCUGUCUGGUGGAUGCAUUCUUAGGUAUUUCUAGACCCCGAUCAGACAGUGCUCCUCCAACACCUGUGAAUAGAUUAAGUAUGCCUCAAAGUGCUGCUGUCAAUACUACCCCACCACAUAACCGGAGGCACCGGGCUGUUACUGUGAAUAAGGCCACCAUGAAGACAAGCACGGUUAGUACUGCUCAUGCCUCAAAAGUUCAGCACCAGGCAUCUUCCACCUCUCCUCUGUCAAGUCCAAAUCAGACUAGUUCAGAACCCCGGCCACUGCCUGCCCCUCGGAGACCAAAGGUUAACAGCAUCUUGAAUCUCUUUGGAUCAUGGUUAUUUGAUGCAGCAUUUGUUCACUGUAAACUUCAUAAUGGGAUAAACAGAGACAGCAGCAUGACUGCAUCUUUUAUCCAAAUUCUUCUUUCUUAUAAAUCUUCCAUUACAACACAAGCUAGCAUGGAGUUUCGACGGAAAGGGUCACAAAUGUCCACAGACACCAUGGUUUCCAAUCCUAUGUUUGAUGCAAGUGAAUUUCCUGAUAACUAUGAAGCAGGAAGAGCUGAGGCUUGUGGGACACUGUGUAGGAUUUUUUGUAGCAAGAAGACUGGAGAAGAGAUUCUGCCAGCUUAUUUAUCCAGAUUUUACAUGCUUUUAAUUCAAGGUUUGCAGAUAAAUGAUUAUGUGUGCCAUCCUGUCUUGGCCAGCGUUAUUCUAAACUCCCCUCCUUUGUUCUGCUGUGACUUGAAAGGGAUUGAUGUUGUGGUUCCUUACUUUAUUUCAGCUCUUGAAACCAUUUUGCCUGACAGAGAACUCUCAAAAUUCAAAAGCUAUGUAAAUCCAACAGAAUUGAGAAGAUCUUCCAUUAACAUCCUGCUUUCUUUGUUACCCCUCCCUCAUCAUUUUGGCACAGUCAAAUCAGAGGUGGUCCUGGAAGGAAAGUUUAGUAACGAUGACAGCUCUUCUUGUGAUAAACCAAUAACUUUUCUGUCCCUGAAGUUGAGACUUGUGAAUAUACUAAUAGGUGCCUUGCAGACAGAAACGGACCCCAACAACACCCAAAUGAUACUAGGGGCAAUGUUAAAUAUUGUUCAAGAUUCAGCACUUUUAGAAGCCAUUGGUUGCCAAAUGGAGAUGGGUGGUGGUGAAAAUAACCUGAAGAGUCAUAGUCGCACUAAUAGUGGUAUUAGUUCAGCAAGUGGUGGAAGCACAGAGCCCACAACUCCUGACAGUGAAAGACCUGCUCAGGCUCUCCUAAGGGAUUAUGCUCUUAAUACAGAUUCGGCUGCUGGGCUCCUGAUUCGCAGCAUUCAUCUCGUCACCCAAAGACUCAAUUCCCAGUGGCGGCAAGACAUGAGCAUAUCACUGGCAGCUCUAGAGCUCCUCUCUGGCCUGGCAAAGGUAAAGGUGAUGGUUGACUCAGGAGAUCGGAAGCGAGCCAUCAGUUCUGUAUGCAGCUACAUCGUAUACCAGUGCAGUCGGCCAGCUCCACUUCACUCCCGGGAUCUGCACUCCAUGAUAGUGGCAGCCUUUCAGUGUCUUUGUGUCUGGCUGACAGAGCACCCUGACAUGCUGGAUGAAAAGGAUUGCCUUAAGGAAGUACUGGAGAUUGUGGAACUGGGUAUCUCAGGAAGUAAGUCCAAGAACAGUGAACAAGAGGUCAAAUACAAAGGAGAUAAGGAGCCAAACCCUGCAUCUAUGAGGGUAAAGGAUGCUGCUGAAGCCACCCUAACAUGUAUUAUGCAGUUGCUUGGCGCAUUUCCUUCACCCAGUGGUCCUGCCUCUCCUUGUAGUCUGGUGAAUGAGACCACUUUGAUUAAAUACUCCAGGCUGCCAACUAUAAACAAGCAUAGUUUCCGGUACUUUGUCUUGGAUAACAGUGUCAUCCUGGCAAUGCUGGAGCAACCUCUUGGAAAUGAGCAGAAUGAUUUUUUCCCCUCUGUCACUGUGCUGGUCCGGGGAAUGUCUGGAAGACUUGCUUGGGCACAACAGCUUUGCCUUUUACCCCGAGGAGCAAAAGCAAAUCAGAAGCUUUUUGUGCCUGAACCUCGCCCAGUUCCUAAAAAUGAUGUUGGAUUUAAAUAUACUGUGAAACAUCGCCCAUUUCCUGAAGAGGUGGACAAGAUUCCUUUUGUGAAAGCAGACCUGAGCAUUCCAGAUUUGCAUGAAAUUGUCACUGAAGAAUUGGAAGAGAAACAUGAAAAAUUAAGGAGUGGAAUGGCUCAGCAGAUUACUUAUGAAAUACACCUUGAGCAACAGAGUGAGGAAGAAUUGCAGAAGAGAAGUUUUCCUGAUCCCAUUACGGAUUGCAGGCCUCCGCCUCCUGCCCAAGAAUUCCAAACAGCACGUCUUUUCCUCUCACACUUUGGAUUUUUGUCAUUAGAAGCAUUGAAGGAACCUACAAAUAGUCGUCUACCUCCUCACCUUAUUGCACUUGAUUCCACGAUACCUGGAUUUUUUGAUGACGUUGGGUAUCUGGAUCUCUUGCCAUGUCGUCCUUUUGACACAGUUUUUAUUUUCUAUAUGAAGCCAGGUCAGAAAACGAACCAAGAGAUUUUAAAGAAUGUGGAGUCUUCCAGAAAUGUUCAGCCACAUUUCCUAGAAUUUUUGCUCUCCCUUGGCUGGUCAGUAGAUGUGGGCAGACACCCUGGUUGGACUGGGCAUGUUUCCACUAGCUGGUCUAUAAACAGUUGUGAUGAUGGUGAAGGAUCUGAACAAGAUGAAGUGAUUUCCACUGAAGAUAUUGGAGCUAGCAUUUUCAAUGGCCAGAAGAAGGUGCUAUAUUACGCUGAUGCCCUUACGGAAAUAGCUUUUGUAGUUCCUUCUCCUGUGGAGUCCUUAACUGAUUCAUUGGAAAGUAACAUCUCGGACCAAGAUAGUGAUUCAAAUAUGGAUCUUAUGCCAGGAAUUCUGAAACAGCCAUCCCUGACACUUGAGCUUUUCCCUAAUCAUACAGACAAUCUUAAUUCCUCACAGAGGCUCAGUCCCAGUUCCAGAAUGAAGAAACUGCCUCAGGGUCGCCCCGUGCCUCCUCUUGGACCUGAGACAAGAGUUUCUGUAGUUUGGGUGGAACGCUAUGAUGAUAUAGAAAAUUUUCCCCUCUCAGAUCUGAUGGCAGAGAUCAGUACUGGUGUGGAAACUACUGCAAAUAGUAGCACUUCUCUGAGAUCUACGACUCUUGAAAAAGAAGUUCCUGUUAUAUUCAUCCACCCUUUAAAUACUGGAUUAUUCCGGAUAAAAAUUCAAGGAGCCACUGGAAAAUUUAAUAUGGUCAUCCCUCUUGUGGAUGGGAUGAUAGUCAGCAGACGUGCUCUUGGCUUUCUGGUGAGGCAGACUGUAAUUAACAUUUGUAGAAGAAAGAGACUGGAGAGUGACUCCUACAGUCCACCACACGUGCGCCGGAAACAGAAAAUCACCGACAUUGUCAACAAGUAUCGGAACAAGCAGUUAGAGCCAGAGUUUUAUACUUCACUUUUCCAGGAGGUCGGACUCAAGAACUGCAGUUCUUAGGCCACUGUUGGUCUAGGACUAUGGAACUCCAGUUUGGGGACUAUAGUAUCAAAGCAAAACAGUUUGAUAGGUGAUCACUGUAAAAAUAAAAACAAAUCACUCCCCAGAGCUUACUGUUUAAUCACCAGAAUAGAAGAAAGAAACACAUUAUAAACCCAUUUGAUAGAAGACUUUUGACUUUCUAGUGAAAUGGGCUCCCAGGCACAAUCAUAUUCUUGCCGGUAAUGACGAUAAUACAUUUUAGCCAUAAACUUUAUUUUAAAAGUGACAGUUUUAGUUAAAUACAAGCCUUUUGAGGAGAAAGGCUUUUAUGCAUCUCAGUUAAACACAUGCAUUGGUAGUAACAACAAAUUUUCAAAUUAGAAGUUGAAGAUAGUUUUAUACCUCACUUUUUAGGAGGUUGUAUUCAGAAUUAAAAUUCAACUCAGAAUCUUUCAGGACAUUUAAAGAGUCACGUUGAUAGCAUGAAGGAUAAGGAAUGAAGCUCAACCUUCUGCUCACGUGUAGGUCCAAGUCAUCCAGCUAUCAAACUGGCCAAAAGAAAAGAACAUAAAUGUUUUUUGCUCAGAUAAGAAGUCUAAAAUAUUAAAAUAUUUCAUAUUUUUUCUCCACAUUUCAAAAAGUUGUCAUUCUCCUCACUGCAUGAGUCUGUGUGAGGCCUCAGUUUCUGGGUGACCCAGGAACAUCUAACAUGGAGGCAUGGUCUUGUUCUAAUGGGGAUGCAGGUGAAGCUUGUGGGGUUAGAAGUUGUAAGACAGUAAUGACACCUCCACUCUCUCCAUUAUUGUCCAGUCUGGUGACAUAAUGAUGGAUUAAACAUUUGUGAUUCAUUGAUUGAAUAUCAAGAAGUGUAAAUUCAUAAUAGGGGUUGAAAAUUAUUUGGUUAAAUCUACUGUCUCUUAUUUCAGGACCAAGCAGCAGACUGCAAUAGUUUAUAAAGGAUUCUAAUUUGGGGUUCAGAAAGUAGCCUCUCAACAAUAUUCUGAUCUCUCCCAGAGAGCUUACUGGAUUCCAUUCAUAAUGUUUCAUCAACUGUUAGUGACCACCUCCUUGGGUGGCUACUGUUAGAAAUGGCUGUUGUCAUGUGUUUUUGGACCUCGCCGGCUGAAGACACAGCAAAUCCCUGCCAGGGUUUUGGAAAUACUUCUGUUACCUCGCUGCUACUUUUCUGCCAGGGAUAAAACUUUUUGAGGUGGCCAGACCCAGAACAUCUUUAUAAGGAUUCCUGUUACAGUGCUGCAGUAUACACCGCUUGUUUCUCCUGUUCUCAUGUGUUUUGUUCUUUAGUAAGAUUAUUUUAUGUUAAGAAAAUAAGUGACUUGAAGUCCAAAGAGGAAUGAUCAUAGUUGUAUGGGUUGUUUCCAUGGUGAAAACAGGAGGAGUGAUCAUAGUUAUAAGGGUUGUUUUCCUACUUGAACAAUGAUGUCGGUAAAUUCUGUAGGACAGGGCUACAAUGUUUGAUUUGAUACUUUGGUAGUCUAGUUAGGGGACAGGGGAUAGUAUAGGACCUAAUUCCCUGUGCAGAUAACUCUACUCCAGAAGUAUAUAUUUUGUCAUCUAUGAGCAAGAAAUGUGAGCACAGCGGCUUUUGGUUUUAAGUUUGCCAUACCUUUUUCUUCAUGUUUGUGUUAAGCUCAGGUAAAGAUAACCACCUCCUUCAAUGACUCAAAUUUCCAUUCAGGGUAUGAUAUUAUUCAAUAAUUGAUUUUCUUUUUAAGCUGGGCAAUAAAUUGAUAUUUCCAAAUGGAAGCAUGGGGGAGGGGAAUGUGUGGUAAAGAUGAGCAAGUUCUUCCCUAAAACUGUGUUAAGAGCUCAGCAGGAAUAAGGUGAGGUUUAAAGACUUACAAGGUAAUUCCAGAUUGACAUUGCAAGAGGAAAAUGGGUCCUUGUUCUAGUUGGAGUGAACAAAGCAGACUAUAAAGUGAUAGGCAACUUACACCAUUCCAGAGGUUAAAAAUAACUGAGGUAGAUGUACUUCCUCAUGUGACUCUUCAGAUGAAACUUUACCUUUAACAUAGUCUUAAUGUCAGAAUAAUGUUUGGGAUGAGUGUUGGGAGUGAGCUUCCUUCAGUCAGCUGUAAUUUCUGGAAACUCUGUAAUUCUGAGGACUUUGAUAAGUGAACAACCACAUUGAAUGCAGUUUGUGAUCUGGGAGACUUUGUGGACUUACAGGGAAGGGGGAAUGUGCAGCUCCUGAAGGCAUGAAACCUUCAGUGUGGGCAAAGCGAGUGGAAUAUGGAUUACGUAUACCUUGCCAGGUGCUGUUCCCUCUGCUCAAAAUAACAUCUGCCCAAAAAGGGAGUGUGGUAAAAAACUUUGGACCUUUUACUAGUUUGGGUUUAAGUUCAUGGUCACUAAAUUCACCCAACUGCUUGUGUUGGGUGAAUCACUCUGAGUAGAAUAAUGCUGGAGGAACAUAUUUAGUACCUACUAAUAAUACUUAGUAGCUCACUUGAUAAAUUUACCGUAUGUUCAAAACCUUUGGGGGGAAGCCAGAGCCACUUUUGUCUGUGACUUAAACAGUUCAGUUGCUGCUGCGUUUGUCCCAGGUACCCCAGUGGGUGGAUGGGUGUGGCAUUCUGUGAAGAGGAAAUGGAAAGUGUUCCCCGAGAGACAGAAGCAGUCACCUUCCUACUCCCAAGUUUAGAGGAGGGACCCUUUCUCCUCUGUGGUUGGGAGCAGUAAGGACAGUGAGGAGGGCUUUUAUCUUUUUAAUUCUUUCCUUGUGUAGCUGGCUCUACCUUUUGUCCAGGGCUUCUUUCUAAGACCCCCUCAUGUCCAGGGGCCAUUAAAGAGGAAUAAUUACCUCCUCUGCCCCACACAAACACACACGUGUGUGUGCCAUUUUCCUUCAUUUCCAGAUCCUGUAUUUCAGGGCAGCCCCUUCUCUGUACUCAAAAUGUAAAUACAAAAUACCUAAACCUUUGGCCAGUAAUGUCAGUUGCCUACAGGUUGUAUGGAAGAAGCCUUCACAAAUGGUUACUUUCUACAUAAUGCUGCGGAAGCAUUUAUCAAGCUUUGCAGAAUAAGUUUUAGAGAAGCAGGGUCUUUAAGAAUAUUUAUUUAUUUUGGAAGGUGGAACUUUACCCAAAGUAGGAGUCAGCCUUGUUGGAAGAAACACGUUUUGUGGUAUGUGGUAAGAAGCAUAUUGGAGGUAAUUUGACACUCCUGCUGCCAGUAUUUCUCCAUUCAGCGUUUAAAAACUCAUUCAGGUUUUAUCUUCCAAAAAAGGAUUUAUGUGUUUAUGUGAAAUGAUCAUUGGAGUCAGAUGGUCUGUUUUUAAGAUUUCCAAGACAGCCUCUUCCUGAGAUGAAGAGAUUAGAGGUGAUCCAUCCGUACAGUGUGGAAUCAAACAGUGGGUUUCUCAGUAGUUCAAGAAGCCAUGUACUCUAUGGUGUUUUUCUCAGUAUAUCAACCCAUGUUCUAUAGAUGCUUUUCUUUUUUUAAUGGAGAGGGAAAAGGUGUAAUUUGGGAUUCCACAGUGCCUUGCAUAUAGUAGGCGCCCAAUAAAUACUUGUUGAAACAAACCAAGUUUCCCAAGUCCUCAACUCUUGCAGUGACCAAGACAUCUUUCUCCUCUGAAGGGCUUGGCAGUUGUGGCUAAAAAUCAGCAGUAUCAUUAUUUGCUUGAAAUCAUAUAUACAAUUUGUAUGAAUUUCAGUAUGUUGCCAAGACAUGAUCUUUUUCUUAUUGUAUUUUCUGUAAAUAUUUCUGGCACUGAACUGUAAAGUAAAGGCGACAUGUAAAUACGAAGGCGUGCCCGUGUCCCCUUGCCUCCUGUGUUUUAUCUCCGUUGGUCAGGGAAGAAGGCCCAGAGGUUUGUUUGUAUUUAUGCCAAUCCUUUGCCCAGAAGAAACCCAUGGAAUAUUGAAUGUAAUACAUUUAGUCAAUUAAAUUUUAAGGAGAUUCUUAUCUAA